AUGAUACGGCAAUUAUUCAGCGCUGCUACUACGGCAGCGCGAUCCAGCUGCUCGAUUUCACGCGCAACUCUCCAGGGCCAAACCAUCCAGCCAUCAACAUGGCUCCAAGCUGUACGAUCUCGAAACCAAAUCCUCCUCCAUCAAAGCAAGCAGCGCAUCCUAACAAUAACUUCCACGAUACAGAAAACCCCCCUCAACACAUUUACCCGCCUCUUCUCCACGACGCCCGCAUCGCGCUUCACACUCACCACCCAAAAGUCCUCCUCACCCUUCCGCCUCUCCUCCGACAAACACGCACACGAACACUCUCCCUCCAACGACGACGCCUACUACAGCCCCCACAAGCCCAAGCGCCAAUGGCCACCGGAUAUGUCCAAGCUCUCGCCCAAACACCAGUUUCGCCUUGAGCGCAAGUAUCGCCGGCGCGCGGCGCUGAAGUAUGCCCGGCCUAAGUUUAUCAAGACUGUGACCCUGGUGCAGUGGGGUGUUAUCGGGUUUGUCGUGAUUUAUGCAGUGCUGUUUAUGAAUUGGGAUACCAAGGAUACACCUUUCGAUGGAGUGAGUUUUGAUCUCUGA
This is a messenger RNA of Penicillium cosmopolitanum, 576 nucleotides long. RefSeq lists its product as uncharacterized. The transcript is spliced from 2 exons. NCBI's taxonomy places the organism in Eukaryota, Fungi, Ascomycota, Eurotiomycetes, Eurotiales, Aspergillaceae. The coding region runs from base 1 to 576 and encodes 191 amino acids. The record is from RefSeq and is a predicted model, not a curated record.